GGGCUUGCUCUUUACAAAUAAGUACCUGAGCCUGCACUUCAACAAGACAAAUAAUAAAGUUAUCUUUUGGUUAUUCCAAAUACCAUUCUAAACUCUCGUGUAAUUCAUAUUCACCCCGUAGAAAGUUUUAAUACUCUUAGUUUAUUACUCUCUUGAACAACAGCUUCACCUAGUUAAGUUUACAAAACUUAGGUACUUAACUCAAGACACAAUGUCUUCCAGCGGCGACGAGCAUCAACAGCAAGAGCCCCCGAGGCAGCAGACGGCGACCCAAGAGACCGACCACUCGGAUAACUCAGACCAGAUGUCCGAGACGUCGCGACCACCGCGCACUCGCCGUCGCAAUCGACGUCGCCCCGGAUCGGUCCAACCCUUCCAGCAGCAAGACGACCAGCAGAUGCUUCAACAGAGGCAGCAGCAACAAAUGAUGCAACAACAGCAACAACAGCAGAUGAUGCAGCAGCAACAGGGUGGUGGCAGUGAUAAGAAGUCAGACACCCUCCGGCUCCGUCUCGAUCUCAACCUCGAGGUCGAAGUUACUCUCAAGGCUCGUAUCCACGGCGACCUGACCUUGGCGUUGCUUGACACUUAAGAAUAUCCGAACCCCCUAUGGCGUAGUGCUUUAGCGCCUGGACGUGCGAUCUUCCGACGAAGACAUGCAAGUGGGUUCGAGCCCUACUGGGGUCAAACCAACGGUCCGACUUUAGGUUUUUUUCCCUAGGCUCCACCGGGCGCGUGCGAGGGUGAUUCUGACUCGUAUAAGAAGGGGUUCGGCGGUUUUUCUCCUGGCUAAAAAAGUCGGCUAUCUAGGGCCCAGCGAUCUUUCGGGACUAGAUAGAGCUAAUGUUAUAGGCAGAUGGGGACGGAAUGCAAAGGCAGGAAGUGGAGGAUCUCUUUUAUGUUAAGCGGAACUCUAGCUACAUCUCCUUUGAAGGAGGUACUGUAGACGUCUUAACACCGUUAUUGAUUCGGUUCUAGGGUGAAACUUGUGUGGAUUAUACCUAUAGUGUACACAGCCCGAUAGACGUAAAGGAUAUCAUCAUCACCAUCAUUAAGAAUGCCUACCCGAAACAAUACGAUACGAAUAUUAUGACACUUAAUGAAGGAAUCCCACACGAUUAUGAUAUGUCUCUAUCAAAAAUGAAACGAG
Daldinia caldariorum is the source of this 1150-nucleotide messenger RNA. RefSeq lists its product as uncharacterized. The transcript is spliced from 2 exons. The coding region runs from base 212 to 592 and encodes 126 amino acids. NCBI's taxonomy places the organism in Eukaryota, Fungi, Ascomycota, Sordariomycetes, Xylariales, Hypoxylaceae. The record is from RefSeq and is a predicted model, not a curated record.